Molecule: messenger RNA, 1293 nt
Organism: Mesorhabditis spiculigera
Lineage: Eukaryota; Metazoa; Nematoda; Chromadorea; Rhabditida; Rhabditidae
Source: the annotation of a GenBank genome assembly
AUGUGGACGGGGCUGCUACUUCUCUGCACAUAUUUCUACUACACAUUACAGGAUUCGCUCAAAUGCGGGGACAAGCGGCUGAAUGGCACUCUGGACAACUUUCCGCCCCCCAAUAGUAACAGCAAAGAUACCACAAUACGGGCUUUUCCUAAUCUCAGCGGAUGCAAACCCGUCACCGUCCCAAUCGAAAAAGGGAAUUUCUCCUACAUAAUCACCUGUUCUCCAGAUUGUCCUAACUGCAGUCAACCAUCACUAUUGGAAGGUUUUGCAUACCUCUUCGUGCUCCAGCCGUCCGAGGCCGGCCUCAAGAUCUCCCCCAAUUAUUCGACAUUCACCCUCAGAGACCCAGUUGAUCCGGCGUUUCUCGAGAAAUGCACAAUGGUUGAGUCGAAUGAAAACGAAGCUUUAAAGUCGUUCUCACGGACCUCAGUGCUUUUCGUGUCCAUCUCAUUUAUCAUUCUUAUGGUGAUCUCAUUAGCAUGGCUGGUAUUUUAUUAUGUCCAAAGAUUCCGUUAUGCUCAUGCGAAAGAUCGUCUACAAAGACGGUUGUUUAAUGCUGCCAAAAAGGCGCUAGCUCGAAUCCCGACCCGGACGCUCAAGGCCGGCGACGUCGAGCUGGACACAGACUGUCCAGUAUGCAUCGAUCCGUACGCGGCCGGCGAUAUUGUUCGCACAUUACCAUGCCGCCACGUCUUUCACAAGACCUGCAUCGAUCCCUGGCUACUAGAACAUCGCACGUGUCCCAUGUGCAAAGGCGACAUUUUGAAGGCGUUUGGAUAUCAGGUAAAUUGCUCAUCCGAAGGAUCUCGAGGCGAGGAUCGAGAAGCGGCAAACCGAGGAGAUUCCCCUGAACCGCCCUCGGCUGCUUCCGAUUCUGCCGUCUUCGCCUAUCCUCCACACCUCGAUCACAGCGAUCCAUUUCAUUUCACCCCAAAUUCCUCACCGCAAUUGGUGCUGAACAACAGCAACGCGAAGAGCUUCGUCGUCCCAUUGAGCGUCCAUUCGAAAGCGAUUGCGACCCCGCCCCGGGAAGUGGUACUGGAAGCAGCCCCGGAGCGGAACACGCGAUCUGAAGGGCGCUCAUGCUCGGCUGGGGAACCUGGACCAUCUGGGAGGGCUACUCGUUCAGCUACUCAGGGCCAGCUUGUCAAUCUUGUCCAGGUUCGUUCUCGCUCAAUGUCCGUCGCUCGGGCAGCAACUUUUCGUGGCCGCAUGGAAACUAUGAAAGAUGAAGCGAACUUUGACCCCAACUCCACAGAACCCAAACAACGCUCUGAUAGCACUGAAAGCAUC